GUCAGAUAUGAUUAGCAAUUUAUUACCCAUCUAAAAUAAGGUGAGCAUUUGUGUUUGUUCUCAUUCUGGAGAAAAGGUGUAUUAAAAUUAAGAAUAUUUUGUCCAAAUCAUCUUUACAAGAUGACGGAGCUACUUAUCGAUCCUAAUAUACGUGUCUGGGUUUUCCUACCCAUUGUUUUAAUAACAUUUUUUGUUGGUAUUAUCCGUCACUACGUCUCUGUGCUGAUAUCGUCACAAAAGAAAGCAGAAAUCACACAAGUCCAAGACAGCCAAGCUAUGAUUCGAGCGCGUCUUCUACGUGAGAAUGGUAAAUACUUAACCGCCCACUCAUUCGCAAUGCGAAAGAACUUUUUCAACCACGAAGAAACUGGAUACUUCAAAACCCAAAAGCGCGCACCGGUAGCUCAAAACUCUACAGCUAUGCUAACAGACAUGGUAAAAGGAAAUUUUAUCAAUGUGUUGCCUAUGGUUAUUAUCGGUGGUUGGAUAAAUUGGAUGUUUUCAGGAUUCGUCACCACCAAAGUGCCUUUUCCUCUCACGUUACGCUUCAAACCAAUGCUGCAACGAGGUGUAGAGCUUGCGUCCCUUGAUGCAGCCUGGGUUUCAUCAGCUUCAUGGUAUUUCUUGAAUGUCUUCGGCUUGCGUUCCAUUUAUACGCUAGUAUUAGGUGAAAAUAAUCAAGCGGAUCAGACUCAAGCACAAGCUGACGCCAUGACUGGUGCUGCAAUGACAAUGCCACAAGAUCCAAAAGCAGCAUUUAAAGCCGAGUGGGAAGCUUUAGAAAUCACUGAGUACCACAGCGCAUUGAAAAAUACUGAAAAGGAUCUGCUAGUACUUGCAUUCGGUAGCGAUGCCCCAGUUGAAAAUAGCAAUCGGCAGUAACUGCCGAAUACUAACGAUUUCUAUAAAUUUUGCAUUAUAUAAAUUGCUAAUUUGCUAAAAAAUUUAGCUUAAAUUCGUAAGGCGAAUGAACAAUUUUCUUAGGUCAAAUAUAAUAGUAUGCUGUAGACCAAAUAUAUUAGUAUACUAUAAAAUAAAAUAAUUCGACAAUAAUUUGAAGAUUUAA
This is a messenger RNA of Ceratitis capitata (Mediterranean fruit fly), 1066 nucleotides long. RefSeq names its product ER membrane protein complex subunit 3 (gene EMC3). Gene Ontology annotation, biological process: protein folding in endoplasmic reticulum. Gene Ontology annotation, cellular component: membrane; EMC complex. Bases 121 to 882 code for a protein of 253 amino acids. The transcript is spliced from 2 exons. The record is from RefSeq and is a predicted model, not a curated record. NCBI's taxonomy places the organism in Eukaryota, Metazoa, Arthropoda, Insecta, Diptera, Tephritidae.